AACCCUCUUGGAACAAUCCUGCGUGGCGGUGUCCUUGGGGGGCGCAUCACCCAUAACGCAGAUAUGAUGCAUAAGGUUUAAAAUCAGCGAAUGUUCACAAGGCAGAGAGUCACGUGAUGUAUGAAGGCAAACACAUCCACUUCUCUGAGGUUGAUAACAAGCCCCUAUGCUCCUACAGCCCCAAGCUCUGCAAGCAGAGAAGACUCAACGGCUACGCCUUCUGUAUCCGACACGUUCUGGAGGACAAGACCGCCCCCUUCAAGCAAUGUGAAUAUGUGGCCAAGUACAACAGCCAGCGUUGCACUAAUCCCAUCCCCAAAUCGGAGGACCGUAGGUACUGUAACAGUCACCUGCAGGUACUCGGCUUUAUUCCCAAAAAGGAAAGGAAGAAAAAGAACGAUGCACUGGAGGAAGUAAAGGCUAGACCUCAAAUGGAAACCGUGGCCUUCAGCUUAACAGUGCCCACCCUGGCCUUGAAGAUGCCCAAUGGACUAGACGGGAUGACCCUCUCUCCUCCCGGAGCCCGGCUCCCUCUCCACUACCUGGAAACGGACUUGGACGACUCCUUCACUUUUGAGGAAGAAGAGGAAGAGCUGAGGAAAGGAGCGUCGAUAAAAAAGAAAUUGCAGAGCAAGUUGGCCCAGAAUCGGCAGCGGCAAAAAGAGACAGAGAUUUUAAAAGUUCAUCAAGAGCACUUUAGCCCUCACCCUGCACCUACUCAGCUGCAACCUCUGUCGCUACAGGAGCAGCACAUGUCGGUACAACCUGCGCCAACGUCGCUGAAAUCCGCCGGGCUAACACAGAACCUGGCCUGUACGUCACCUCAACCUCAGAAUACCAGCUUGCCAGUACAGGGAGCGUCGCCUGUCACGCACACACUAGCACAAAUAAGGAAUCUGUCUAAUAAGAGACCUCUUCCUGCCCCAACACUCUCCACAGAGCCGCCGCGGCCGGACCGGAUUCAGGUGACAGCCCGAGCCUUACCUACGUACUCGUCCUGUGUGAGCCGGCUGCAGAGGCUGAUGUCUCUGUGCACGCAGAAGCACCAGCUGGACGCAGAUCUGUUUCCACAUUUGGGGCUGGACUGGUCAGAAGACAGUAGUGAGGAACAAGAUGAUUCUGAUCGAGCAUCUCCGUACAACGUUGCAUGGUCAUUCCGAGAGAGUCUGCAUCACGACUGCAAAAAGUAUGACGCCGAGGUAGCGCACAGCAGGAGCUCUAGGGUUGCACAACUUUGCACUUACUUUCAACAAAAAUACAAGCACCUCUGCCGCCUGGAGCGGGCAGACUCCUGCCAGAAGAAAUACCGCCACACAUUCCGGAGAGCGUUACAGAAAGCGGCCAGCAGCGAGCCUGAGUCUACCGGGCAAAUGAUGCAAGAUCUUCACAGAGCUGCGUGUAUGAGGACCAGUUACAGACCUAUUCAGCCAGAACUCAGAGAAACGCAAUCAACGCUCUGCAGCGCAACUGUGCGGAGCACGGCAUGUGCAAACAGAGCGCUCCCGUACACCAGGCACUGCUUUCAGCAUAUCCUGUCCAGCAACUCUCAGCAGCUCUUCACCAGCUGCACAGCAAAGUUUGCAGACGGGCAGCAGUGCUCUGUACCGGUCUUUGACAUCACACAUCAGACGCCUCUUUGUGAAGAACACGCCAAGAAGAUGGAUAAUUUCCUCCGAGGGGACAAUUCACGUAAGCUUCAGCACCAGCAGCAGAGGAAACCCAGAAAAAAGACCAAGCCCCCUGCGCUUACCAAAAAACACAAGAAAAAGAGGAGGCGGGGUCCCAGAAGGCCGCAGAAACCCAUUCCACCUGCAGUGCCCCAAGGCAACCUCUGCAUGCCGAGCAGUCUGUUACUGCCAGUGGCGGUCGCCAGUAUAAGGAGUCCAUCCACGCCGGAGCUAAGCACAGAAGAACUACCUGAUGACAUCACUAGUGAGAUCACAGACAUUCCUCAUGAUUUGGAACUAAAUCAGGAAGACUUUUCUGAUGUCCUCCCGCGUCUGCCUGAUGACCUCCAAGACUUUGAUUUCUUUGAAGGUAAGAAUGGAGAACUUCUCCCCACCACUGAGGAGGCUGAAGAGCUGGAGAGGGCUCUUCAAGCAGUCACAUCUCUGGAAUGCCUGAGUUCCAUAGUGGUGCUUGCCCAAAGUGAUGGCGCUUCUAGUCAGGACCUCUCCGAUCGUGGCAUACCGUCAUUCUCUACAGGUUCUGGAGGCCAGGAUAUCCACUCUCUGAGCCGUGGAGAUCACGCGGACCUCGGAGAGCUGCUGAAUGGGCGUAUGGUUCAUGAAAACUUUACCAGUCUGGAACUGGACGAAAACCUCCUUGGUCGCGCUACCUUGUCUAGCUCCUCUGCACCUCUGAGCGGACAUAUUCAGAGGCAGUACUCAUCCUCCGUCAACGUUGGCCUUACUUCUGCCACUCUGAUAAGCCACAGCUUGCUUGAAGAGAGGUCUUUCACGGGUACAUAUCAUGGAUUACACGCAUCCCAGAGGCCUCUACCUGCAGAGAUCCUGAGCAAAGCAGAAAAUGUAAUCACCUCAAAGCAGCAAUACAGCAGCGAACAUUCGCAUUCGUCUCCCCACGGAAGCCAUUAUGACAGCGAGCAUGUGCCGUCACCAUAUAGCGACCAAAUGACGUCCCCGCACGCCGCUGCCUUCGGUGAAGGCUUAGCGGUUACCUUUUCUUCAGAGGUUCCCAUUAUUACACAGCACUUGCUCACCAACCAGAUGGAGGUCCCUCUAAGUGGGGUGGUAAACCCCCGGACUCACUGGGGGAACCUUCCUGUGAACCUUAGUGACCCAUCCGCAUUCAGCACCUUCAUCAGCUCCGACGGGCACCUACUCUCCACGUCUCUGUCCACCCCUCAAGCUGUCUCUCAUUCAGAGGCCGCACAGCCUACUUUCUCCACUGUGACCCCUAACAGCUCCAACAUGCUUCCGGGGUUACCGCAGACCAGUUUUAGCGGCUUAAGCCCCCCACCCUCAGAACUCAUGGAUUCCACAUCUCCCAAACAACAGCUCCCUCAGUUUAUUGCAGCCUUUGGCCAUCAGUUGACUUCUCACAGUGGCAUCCCCAAAGACCUACAACCCAGCCAUAGCUCAAUCGCUCCCCCGGCAGGAUUCGCUGUAACAGGUGCCACAUCUACAAGUACCAACAACACCUCCUCCCCUUUCACCAAACCCAACUGAUCCUGUUUCUUAUACAGACGAUCGUUGUAUGCUCCUUGUUUUACUCUCACCACCUUUUCCCUGAAAUAUUUUUCGGUUCACUUUGAUGAUGGAGUGGGGGAUGGGGGGUUAGGUUGUCCUCUGCAGUGUCCUCCUUGUGCUUUGAUAGCACCGGUGUUCCUACAGUCCUUGUUUGUUGGCUUCUCCCAUAUUUCCUUCUCCCAGGAUUGGCGUUGGGUUCUUACACGUUUUCUGCGUGACUUCUGAUGCCUCAUUUCUGUACUAGCCGGUAUUUGUAUUCUGACCCCACAUAGUAUAUAUUUAUCGGUCGGUGUAUGCAGGCAGAGGGUCACCUAGGAGAAAUCAGGUUUGUGUGUGACAGCAGGAAGAGUGCAAGAACUCACACUUGGAUUUAAUGCAGGACGAACCCAGUGUCCACUUCUAGAGAAAUUAAGCUAAUCUUAUAUUGUACUGUGUGUAUGUGUGUGUAUGUAUGUGCGUGUGUGUUCUAGCGUCUGGAGAAGUUCCACGGAUCUGGGUGGGGGGUGGGGGGGAAGUGUCGCCAGAAAUCUUGUUCCAAAUUUUGCAUCAAUUCCAUGUUUUAUUAUUUUUUUGUACUUUUCACUAUGCGGAUGGAACCACAGUUAUCUUAGCUCCUCUGCUGCACCUAGGUGCACCAUGGAUUAUUAGCAUAAGCCCUUCAUCUAUUGUUCUCAGCUGCAAUACAAUACAGAGAGAACAAUACAUCAGGGGAUUAAGUCAUUACAGCAGGGGAUUAAGUCCGACUGCCUUGGCUCAAUCCUAUUAAAGGCCAAGAUAAAUAUGGAUCCAUCUAUAUGCUCUGGAUGGUAACAUGGGCUAAACCGUCACGGUGAGAAUUAGGACAUAGAGGACUACAGUGAUUGGAGUGAGCGGGCAUGUAAUGCGCUCUUUGAUUCCGUUGAGUACAUUCUUGUUUUGGUGUUUGUCCCCCCCUCCUCCGCCCCGUCGGCCCUCGUUGAUUUGUGGUAAAUAAGAAUUAUGCUACUGAUUCCGUUGAGCAUCAUGGUAUGUGUUUUCCUAUUUUGUAGCUGGGGGUUAUGCAUGUGGGUAGUGGGGUGGGGGCUUAUAUAUGGAAAUGGCAGGUGUCUAAGGCUGGGAGUAUUGAUAGGACACUUUGGCUGCCCUUUGCUGCAGAGAGUGGUGAUCACCAGUUUGCCUCUGUUAAAUAAAUAUAUUCAAUAUUCCAUUGCUUAUUUAAGGAACAGCCGUCUCGUACAGACUUUAUAUAACGUGUGACCUUUCAGAUUUGUUUGGUUUGUGUCUCAGAUUAUCCCCUUGAUGUUUCAUUUACGUUUUAUAAUCCAAGGUUUCUUUUAUAAAGACCCCAGAGGAAGAUCAUUCUCAUUGAUAUUGCAAUCCUAGUAAAUUUCAGAGCUUUUCUGUCCAGCAGAGUAAUAUUCCGUAUCUUAAAAGUAAGGUGUGCUUCGUUGCCUACAAUCACCUCCUCCGCUAAGGCGGCCUUCCUUAUGGCUUUUCUACUUUUGGUUGGCUUGUUUCCUGACUGGUUUAUUUGAUUUGUGUCAAGAAAAUGGAAACGCGCAAAGCUACAAAUUCGGUUCUACAUACCUAGAGGUGGUGUUGUCCGUUAUGACGAUGGGUGUUGUAUGUGCUGCAUCAGGGCCACAUCCUUACAGAGCAAUGCGUGUUCAAAGGCAAGAGGCAAAGCUGCCCCUGAAUAAAUCCUUGUACAUUUUGGGUUUGCUGACAUAUUCCAUAUUAUGCUUCGUUUAAGGCUUGACGAAUCAUUUGGCCAUCACCAGUCCUUUAGUCACUUGCAACUAUAAAUGAUUAUUCUUCUGCGACUCUCAGUUAUACAGGGAAUCUGUCCCCACGGGUGCACCAGUUACAUAUAGUGGGCACAGAUAGCUAGAUACAGCGCGGCUGCAAUUGGCAGAUUGCAAUGUUACCAUAGUUCCAAAACUUUUGUCACAAAACAAAAAGGCUUUUUUGGCUAUAGUUUGUCAUGGUUAUUGACUCUGGGACAUCAGAAUUGCUAGUAAAGGGACCAAAUAUGUCAAAUUACCAUGAUCAGAAGGCCCCGUGUGACCGGUUGGAGGUGAAUACUGGCAGAAAAUCACUAAGGGGGGAAUCCAGUUUGCGCUGAAGUCAGCCCGAUGCCGGCACUUAUUGGGGAUUUGUUUUUUCGGGACCCGCUGUGGUCCUGAAAAAAAAUCCCUGAAAAGUGCCCUGUUUUCGCGGCUGCAAAAACACAUAGGUCCGUGAACUUCUUACGUGCUUUUGGCCGAAAACAUGCAAUUUUUCUGGCAAUAAAAAUGGGCUCUAAUUGGAGUACCCAGAAAAAAAUAAUUUUUGGUAAAGUCCUUUUUUGCUGGCCGAAAAUGAGCGGGGCCAAUUGAAUUGCUCCCUAAGUGGGAAGUGAUCAUCUUUACAAUUGAUUCAUUUCCACACAUGACUCCUCAUUGAUCUAGACAGUAUUUGUACUAAUGCUCUUGUGUCAUGGGAUAACACUUUCAUAUUUUCCCAUGUAAAAAGUGAGGUUUUUGGGGAAGAGUGUCGGGGUGUGUUCUGCCCAUCUUGUGCGUCUGCUAAUUAGUCUAAAUUGGGAAGUUAUAUUCUUCCUUUGUUAUUUUUUUGUUAUAUGUGGGUACGAAAAAUGAAAAAGGGCUUAAUUGUGCCAGCGUCAGGGGGUUAGAUACACCAGACAUCGUGCUAUGAGCUAUUUAUCUACAGUCUGAACAAAGGGGCAGCUUUAACGUGUUAUAUUGUUCUCACACGUUACUAUUCUUAAAUGGUACUUUAGCCAAUCAGCUCCUAAGUGUCAUUUUUCAAACACAUGACAGGAGCUGAUUGGUUGGAGCACCAUUUAAGAUUAGUAACAAGUGAUAAGAAUAUCGGGGGUCAUUCCGAGUUGAUCGCUAGCUGCCGUUGUUCGCUGCGUAGCGACCAGUGAAAAAAACGGCUAAUCUGCGCAUGCAUAUGCACCGCAAUGCGCACACGCGUCGUACGGGUACAAAGUCCUUUGUGGUUUUGCACUGGUUCUAGCGACGAUUCCAAAUGCACAGCCGAUCGCAAGGAGAUUGACAGGAAGAGGGCGUUUCUGGGUGGCAACUGACCGUUUUCUGGGAGUGUUUGGAAAAACGCAGGCGUGGCCGGGCGUUUGCGGGGCAGGUAUCUGACUUCAUUACCGUGUCACUCGUCGCAGCAAUCAUCGCACUGGAUAAGUAACUACAGGGCUGGUCUUGUUUUGCACAAAAUGUGUUUGCAGGCGCUCUGCUGCACAGGCGUUUCGCACUCCUGCAAAGCGAAAAUACACUCCCCCGUGGGCGGCGACUAUGCGUUUGCACGGCUGCUAAAAAUUGCUAGUGAACGAUCAACUCGGAAUGACCCCCAUCACUUGUUAAAUCUGCCCCAAAAUGUAAAGCUUAUGUCCAAUUUUGGACAAAUUCACAUCCUGGUUCUAUCACAGCGUAGUAGGGUUGAACUCCUCUUGAGUACCGUGAUCAUUCCUCUUGAAUAGCGCUGGUGCGAAGGAGGUUUCUUAUACCGUGAGUGCAGGGUGAGAUGCCCCAAACCUCAGUUGAUGGUGUAGGCCAGGUAGCAGGGAUUGUCUGGAACUGGGCAGCUCAUUUCAGGGUUUUUGGUUUGCAGUCACUUUCACGCGUUUUGUUAUUUUACAACACUUCCAAUCUGAUUUGUUUUAUUAAUUUUGGGGAACUGUUGGCAAACUACAGCACACAAGGCACCUUCAGUGGUACAUUGUAAAGUAUUUCUUCGUUGAGAAUGGUGAUGAAUUACUUGUAGUGGGUGAAAACAUGGAUGUUACCUGCAGUAUGUAUAGGUCAGUCUGAUACAAUGGUACAAUUAAGAAAAACAUGUUUAAAGAUUCAGCACCAGUCAUACACUUACAGACAAGUAGGGGUGUAUUUACUAAAGUACAGGUUUUCAAAAGUAGAGAGGUUUCUCAUAGCAACCAGAUACUAGAUAGUAUUUUCUAGAAGGAAGUAGAAUGGGCAACAACUCCACAUUUAGUAAAUAUACCCCUUAGACAGUGCACUUUACUGCUGACCCUUGUAAUAAUAUUAGGGAUCACCGCUUAGAGAGAGGCGUGGUGGUCAUCCGCUUUAUAGAAGAAGUAUUGUAUGCUGGGAAGUACUCCGCCCUGUGAUAAGAACGGAAAGACCCGGGGGCUGAUAACGCCCUUUUGCGAAAAGCAGAAAUGUAUGCACCCAAUUCAAGAUCAUGAUCUUAUUUAAUUUUUGUUAGAGACUUCACUGGCAUCAUGUACUUUUAGUCUUGGGAACUCUUUUUUUUUUUUUCUGUGCGGACGUGAAGUGACCGCACCGGUGGUCCCCAAAAUGUCCGCGAGCAGAAUAUUACAUUGCUAAAUUUUAUAGUAAUUUUUUUUUUCAAUUACAUGUUCAUUUUGCACUCUUCAAGAAAAAAAUAAUUAAAAAUAAAAAGUAUUAAGAAUAAGUCUUCAUUUGGCCGCUGGCUUGAGUUAUUGCAGACUGGGAAAUUACAGUGCAUGCUUCUUAUUUUAUUAAAAUGUCUACAAAUGAUUUUAAAAAAUAAAUAAAUCCCAGUCUUUCAUUUCUCUUAGGUAGAAGCAUAGAAAGCUGGAAUGUGUAGGUAGCACGGCAUUGAAUGCGCAGAUUCAGGCCCUUCUGCAACAUUAUUCUAAGGGCAUGAAAAUACACACAUCUGUCUGGAAGGCGGACUUACCACUUAAUGCCUGUUCUAGCCUAUACCUAGCAGAAAUCCUUGGCGGUGCGGGGAACUGUGUUAUUCUGCUUAUGGGAGUAUGUGCAAUUACUGAGAAACAUUGUCUUGUGAAAGUCAUAUGGUUACUUAACCACAAUUGGAUUUAUUAAUGAGUUAUAAUAAUUAGUACGCCUUUCUGUGUCCACCUAGCGAUGGAUUUCAGCGUUUCCACUUGUUUUGGUGACAGCUGUAUAACGUACGACUUGUGUCUUUACGAAACCCCUUGGCUGACGCAGGAUAACCGCAUCAUACAAGAUUACAUUUAUUCAUAAGGAAAUCUUACUUACUGGGUAAACAAGGCAAUUUUAUUUUCCGCGUUGUCACUAUUGUUGAUCAAUUCACUCUACAAACAGUAAUUGUCUAUAGACACAGACUACAAAAAGUUACAUUGUGCACAGUUGUAUUUGAAGUAUUGGAGUUAUGAUUGUAAAAAGUCCCAAUUAGGAUAGCUUGUUGCAAGAAUAGAGUAAAGUAAAAAUGCACUAUAUAGUGUAUAAAUGUUAUUGAUUAUGCAAAUGUUCUAUUUAUAUAUAGAUAAGGUAUCGUAAAGAGAUUUUGGGUUUGCUGUUUCUGAAGGCAGACGUCCUGUAAUCAGAAUACAAUGAUCGACAGGUGGCAGUAUCAAGCAGCUACGGAUGUUGUAUAAUUUAGAAUAAUUCCAUAUUGUAUGGCUGGGAUGAAGACCCAUAACUCUGGGUUAGGUCAUGAGGUUAUACAGGUUGAGUAUCCCAUAUCCAAAUAUUCCGAAAUACGGAAUAUUCUAAAAUACAGAAUUUUUUGAGUGAGAUAGUGAAAUCUUUGUUUUCUGAUGGCUCAAUGUACACAAACUUUAUGUAAUACACAGUUAUUGAAAAUAUUGUAUUAAAUGACCUUCAGGCUGUGUGCAUAAGGUGUAUAAGAAACAUAAAUGAAUUGUGUGAAUGUAGACACACUUUGUUUAAUGCGCAAAUUUAUUAAAAAUAUUGGCUAAAAUGACCUUCAGGUGUAUAUGAAACAUAAAUGCAUUCUGUGCUUAGAUUUAGGUCCCAUCACCAUGAUAUCUCAUUAUGGUAUGCAAUUAUUCCAAAAUACGGAAAAAUCCGAUAUCCAAAAUACUUCUGGUCCCAAUCAUUUUGGAUAUGGGAUACUCUACCUGUAAUACUGAAGGUGUUUAAAGGAACAGAGAAACCCUCCUGACCGCACAGGUCUUGUAUUUGGUGACGGGAUAGACUUAGAUUGUAGGAAAAUGUCGUAAAGACAUUUGGAAGUCAUCAAAUGGGCAAAUAAAUGUUAUAAAUAUUAGGCACAUUUGUUUGUUUUUACAAAAAAUUACCAUUAUCCAAAACUUUUUAUUUUCUUUGAUGUAAUUACUCCGUGCAAUACUAUAGUUACGCUCCCACUUGUGACCUCUAUAAUGGAACCUGUACUCCAAGAGGACAACCUCUGUAGGUUAUAAGUCCGUGGUAAACCUUAAUAGAGAUACUGGAAUGUAUUUACUGGUGGAGGUGAUGAAUGUACAGAGGUUGGCGUGUUGGUGCAGCCUAGCCGUGACAUUUUUCAUCCCGUUUGUUGUGCUUACAGGACAGUAACAUUUUACACCGUAGUCACUGUAUAUAAUUUCCUCACUGGCAGGUAUUCAUAGCCAGAAUUCCACUAUUUCAGAUUCUCCCAUGAAAAGUGCGGCUGUGGCGGCCAAUUAUUAAUGAAUUUCUUUUUAAAAAAACUUCAAAAAAUUGCAAAUUGAAAUAAUUUAAUCACGUAACGUGUAAUGCAGAAUGAAUCGAUAUAGACCUUCCGUAACUGUACUGACCGGACAUCCAAUGUCCUCCCGCAUGAACCCAUCUGAAUUAUCAUGUAUUGGAAGUUUUUGCAAAUCUAUGUAAGCGAUCAUUAUACUAUUAUAUAUAAACAUUCCUUUGAUGCAAAUUUCCACUAUGAUAACUUCAGCGUCUUUCCAGUCUGUAAGUGAUAAUGGAGUUAUAGGUUUGUAAUGAAGGAAAACAGAAAUGUUCUUUAGAUAAUGCCCCAAGAAACCAAGAAGUAUCCUGCGCAAUCUCUAACGCGCUCUCCUUGUGUGAUCGUCCGUCCCUGUCUAUAUUUAUAGCACAUCUGUCUUCUAUAAGGUUUUUUUUGCUCCCCCCUUUAAAAAGUGUAAAAAUGUUAGGGGAACAGGUAACAACCCCAAGGGUAGACUGUAGUACAUAGCAGCCGAGAGAUCACACUAGUCCAAGGUUUCUGGUGUAUCUGGUCUCAGACCGUUUUAUUAAGCAGAUAAAUAAAAAUACAAUUAAACACGUUGCCUGCCCGGCACUUCAGUUGUGUCCACAUACACCUUUCCCCAAUUUAGCCAUAUGGCCAAAUUUGCCGUGCAACCUUACCUGCAAAUUAGCCAUGUCUUGUGAUUUUUCUUAAAAUAUACUACUUUAAUCUGCUACUUUAUACAAAUUCUUUUGCAGGAAAAUAAAAUGGGAAUCUGAGCAUUUUCUAACUAAACAGAAAACAGAAACAUACAGUACCUGACUAUCCUCUACAAACACAUUUGAAAGUUUGCGCAAGUGUAGCUCACUUGUAGCAAGUGCUGUCUCUUUUCCCCAAGGCCGUAUGAGAGAGAAUGGCCAGGCUGACAUGCAGGUGCAAUCGCUAAUUAAUCUGAUAUAAGGCUGAAGGCCCUAAGACCCGAACUGGGCCUAAUGAUGGAGCCCGCCCUCACUCUCCAUCCAUAACCCCAAGAACCCUUGUCUGGCUUUUAUCAAACCCUGUAAAUAACACAACUUAAACACUUUCCUUUGGUUUUUAAAACAUGUAGGUUUUAUAUAUAUAUAUAUAUAUAUAUAUAUAUAUACAUAUAUAUAUAUAUAUAUAUAUAUAUAUAUAUAUAUAUAUAAAUGGCUCCUAAUCCCCUGCCACCCGUCCUCUCUCAAGCACUAUAGUGUACUUGUGCUGUUCAGUUUCUGCUGAUUGCCUGGUUGUCCAGUUGCAGCCGAUUACAUCACUGGUGUUGCAAAAAUCAGAAUUCUGAGCAAGAACAAAAAAUUGAUUUAUUUUUUUCAUUAAAAUACGGCCAAAACCAUUUAUCUAAAUAUACAAUUAUUGUUUUCUAAUAUAAAUCUAUAUUAUCUAUUCCAUAAUAAUUGGUGUGUGUCAUUGUUACAUAGCGUAUGUAGCAGUGCACAAUAUGUACAGUUACAGGGUAAGCCAGUGUGUUUGCUACAUAUGUAGCUCCCGCUUUGCGCCACCCUUGUUUCUGGUUUCGCUGACCUGACGGGUUUUUACUGCCGCCUUUUUUUUUUUUUUUUUAAGAAAAAAAUAUAUAAUUUUGUAAUGAAUUGAUUCUUGGAACAAAAGCUCAAGUGAACGAAUCUCAUUUUAAGUGUUCCUGUGAAUAUUAAUAGAAAAUACAUUUUGUAGUGAAGAUAUAUAUAGAGAAAGUGUAAGUAAACCUUAAGCCUGUAUAAACAAGGUGGGUUGUCCCAUAACAGAGCAAACCUAAAGUGAAAUAGUUAUAUCUAUGUUUGGAACAAACAUCAUCCCCGCAAUCAACAAUUUAUUUCUCUUAUUUGCGGGAACGUUGCGUUAUCAAAGCCUUUUACAAAUCGGGGACUGCAGCACUAACAUAGCCUGGAGUGCGCACUCGCGUCUAUCUACUAUUCAUCCAUGCCGGAGUUGAAUUGUGGACUACAGCUGUGAUUUGUUGGUUCUCUCUCAAGGUCUGGUAGUAAUCGCUCGCUCUGUUCUCUGACGUGCAGCGGCAAGAUGCCAGGGCAUGGCCGGGGUGCAGUGUUACGAGUAUGACGGUGUUGGCGGUCCGACGUUUGUGCCCCAGUAGCUGCUGUAGAAUUUGGUGUCUCUCAGGGAAUCCCCUUGGUGGAAACAAGGGCCGUUACAAUGUUAACAGAAUCUAUUCAUUUUACUAUGGCGUGCAUGAGUGUGUGUGUUGUGCGUGCUUGUGUGUGGACGUCACGCAUUCUGUUUUCCAGGUUAACUUCCUAUAUUGUUUUUUUUAAUCUUCUCAGCUUUAAUGUUUUAUUUAAGGAUAUCCCCUUAUAUGUUCCCCUGUCUUGAACUUUCUGAAUACCUAAAUUAGAUUUUAAGAGAAAAAAAGUUAUAUUAAUUUAUGCUAACAUUGCCUCGUAAAUUAUACAUUUUAUACUAAAGCUGUAUUGAGUGUAUUGAAUUAUGUUGCAAAUGUGUAUUUGAUAACUAUAUUAAAAUAUCUAUAAACAAGCUUUUUAUUUUACUUUUGAGAUACAAAAAAAAAAAAUGCCCAAAAAAAAAAUAAUGAAUUUUUUUUACACUGGAAUUACGGUAUGGCGUGUUGCGGUGUAAUUGUCCUUGCUACCGUGCAGAUCUGUUCGGGGAAUGGGCCCUCUCAGCUAUAUAUAGGGGUAUACAGCUCAUUGCUGUGUGGCAUAUGUCAGGGUUUAGCACAUCUGUAGGGCUUAGCGAAGUUUCUAUACAGACGGAUACAGUUCCCCAAUGUGUACUCUGCCAGGUACAUGUUGUCCCAGCUGAAACAGAGGCAUAGAAUAAUGAAAAUACACUGGGGGAGAGGUAUCAAACCUAUAGAGGACAAGUCAAUCAGAGGUUUGUUACAUAUAUUUAUGGAAUACAUGCUAUAAGAAGGUAACACCUGACGGGUUGUUAUGGUCAGUGUAUCCGCCCGCAAUCUUUAGGUUUGACGCCACUCUCUUAAAAUCUGAAAUAGAUUGAUAAUUUGGUUUCGAAAACACGUUCUCUAUUUUGACCCGAAACUCCAACCUUUAAAAAUGUGUAGCUGUGUGUGUAUAUAUAUAUAUAUAUAUAUACAUAUAUAUAUAUAUAUAUUAGUUUUAUAAUGCAAGACGUAUUGGAGACUAGUUUUAAUGUGUGUAAGUGUGUUUGUAAAGUGGUGCUAAUUUGUGUGUGAAUUCAUGUUUAUGUGUUUAGAGGCUAUUUACGUAGAUGUGAUAAAUCCUGACACGUCCCACAUCACAGUAGUAGUGAGUAUUGGGAUUCUACUUCCCCAGGUCUCUCUAACCUCCAUUAAUAAGAUUUUAUUAUGAAGUAUAAAAUGGACGGGCAUAUUUAUGGUCUGGUCUGUAGGUAGCCACAAAACCCGCCGCUGUAACGAGCAGUAUGCCACUUUUUGGGGUACAGAAUAGAAGGCGAGCGGAAGUGUCUGCCUCCUGUAUCUUACAGCACUUUUUGCUCCUAUAUAUCCCACAGUGGGAGACAGGAGAUUUAUUUAAUUAAAGCAGCAAUCCUGCACAAAUGAUUUGUUUCUUUAAAUAGCAGGUGAAGUACCUUUUUUCAAGCAUGCGUCGGAAACGUUCACUUCCCCGGCUUUGCUCAUGCAAGUUUUCAUUUGCCAACCAAUUAGCUAAACAGACACAGGCCCUUAGCAUGGAAUGAGGGGGCUGUCACAGUUCAGAUAGAGCUGAGAGGGGUGUUGCAAAGCAUCUCUGCUUGCUAUAUUAUGUGCCAUUUGACUGUGGUUGCCAUGGUAGUCCAGAAUCAUAAAUCCUUAAUGGUAGUAUGAAAAAAAGUGAAAAUGGUAAACAUCACAUUCUUAUAGCCUGCCACUGUUUGUUUGCAUAUAUGUGUGUGUGAUAUAGUCUCACAUUUUUCUGUCAUGGGAUUGCUGCUUUAAGAUUUAAAUGAGUAUUGAACUCUUAAAGACCAUUAAUGCAAAAGAUUAAAAAGAUUAUUACUAAAGGAUUCUAUGUGCCAUUUUAAUUUGUCUGGGUUAAUUUCUAGAAUGUCAGUGGUAAAGGAAAAUCAUAUUUAUUGUAAUCCAGUGGGAAAGAAUGGGUUCCUUUGCUUUGGAGAAUGGUGACACACAGUAUAGCAGCUGCAUGGUAGCAAGGAUCUAAAUGAAUUUAUGUAACACUUUUCUGCUAUGGUUUGUGUGUUAACCCUUCAAUGCCAGUUGUAGACUUCUGCACCCCUUUUUUGCGGUGCGUCCAGGCAGCCCCUGGGAACACGCGGCUGGUGUACCUAUAGGUUUUUGUGCACAGACUUUUACUUUUAGCAGAAAAUUCAUUGGAUUAUUUAAACAAAUUGUCAAUUAUAUUUGCAUUAACCUCUUAACUGUUAGUGUCCAGUGGGUUAAUUUUUUCUAUUCUUCACGUAAACCAUGAUUUGUGUGUAUUGUUGCUAUUGUUUGACAAAAGACAGAAGAGCAAAGACAAGCACCUAUUAAAGAAACCCCCCUAAAAAAAAUGACGUUAUUAGCAAAAACAAAAUAUUUUUAGACUUAUUUGGCCUCGGGAACUUGACUAGCAAUGGCAAAACCCACUGAUGCUUCAGGCUGGUUACCCACUGGUGUCGCUUUAAAUAGCAGUGUCGCCGUAUGUCGGUCGUGUUUGACGUGCGUGAGCUAACUUUGAACUUUUGUUCGAAUGGGUCAGUCCUGUAAGACACAAGAAUAAGUUGCCUCCAAGACACACCAGUGUCAUUAUAACCAAUGGAGUGUAAUUGCCAUACCAGUUUGCGUGCUGUUUGAUGCCAGUGGGUAAGGGCCGUAAGUCAGCCAAAAGUUAGUCACGGUACAUAUAUUGUUUUGUGAGGUGUUCCACUCAUUUUACAAUGUGGGCUUGUGGUGUUUUAAGCAUUCUGAAUGGUCCACCUCCAGUCUGUUUUAAUUAGUAUAUUACCAUUGUUUUACAAAAAGGCAUCCUACUUCCAUCUUAGUGCGUUCUAUGCUCCUGGUGUGAAACGCGUGGUUCCUUUCACCAUCUGCACCACUGGCAAUGUAGAGACACUGACUAUGAAUGAGGUUACUACACAGAAACCUACCUGCCUGCCUGCCUGCAUAAGGAAAUAUACCCUAUCCUUCCCGUAGACUGCUUUGUAAUGUAAGUUAUUCCGCAUUUCACAACUAUUCUGGCAGCGAAUGUAACCGCUUUCCAUUUCAAUGAAACAAUUGCAGAAGAAUCUUUUGUUAUCUGGUCUUUUGUUUAGUUUGUUUAAGGGUUUUUGUAUACAGAAGUUUACAUUUUUAUGUAUAUUUUUUCUUGUGUAAGAAAUAAAGGAAAAUGGGUAAGAGGAAAAAAAAAAAACCAAUCCCCAAUGUAAUAUGUGUAUAAAAAAUGUGUAUUAUCUGUAUAUAGUGUGACAAAAUGAUUCUUUUCUUUUUGGAUGUAUUAAUAAAUCUUGCUGUGAAGUUA
Messenger RNA from Pseudophryne corroboree (corroboree frog), 15061 nucleotides. It is a transcript of the gene INO80D, whose product is annotated as INO80 complex subunit D. The coding region runs from base 117 to 3191 and encodes 1024 amino acids. Lineage: Eukaryota; Metazoa; Chordata; Amphibia; Anura; Myobatrachidae. Gene Ontology annotation, cellular component: nucleus. The transcript is spliced from 10 exons. The record is from RefSeq and is a predicted model, not a curated record.